AUGGGUCUGAAGGGGGCAUGGUGUUUCCCAUGGUGUGGGUGCCGGAGACAGCGAGGGACUGAAAGAGGAACAGGCCUGGAUCCCGCUGCCCCUGCAGCUCCUGGCCCGGCCACAGCCGCCGUCCUGGCUGAGGGAGGGCCGCCCCCCCCGGGGGCUGGUGCCUACUUCAGCAGGAAAGCCCGACUGUCCUUCCGCCACCAGCUGCACGACAUGGCCUCCGCCAACGACUCCACCAUCUGA
Molecule: messenger RNA, 240 nt
Organism: Lepus europaeus (European hare)
Lineage: Eukaryota; Metazoa; Chordata; Mammalia; Lagomorpha; Leporidae
Gene: C18H17orf114
Product: chromosome 18 C17orf114 homolog
Exons: 2
Coding region: 1-240 (79 amino acids)
Source: RefSeq, a predicted model, not a curated record